This is a messenger RNA of Artibeus jamaicensis (Jamaican fruit-eating bat), 1924 nucleotides long. RefSeq names its product cell division cycle associated 5 (gene CDCA5). NCBI's taxonomy places the organism in Eukaryota, Metazoa, Chordata, Mammalia, Chiroptera, Phyllostomidae. The transcript has 6 exons. The coding region runs from base 107 to 886 and encodes 259 amino acids. The record is from RefSeq and is a predicted model, not a curated record.
GUUUCUUCGCGGCCAAGGCGGGUAGUUCGAACGUUGUGCCUCAGGAACGUCUGGAGUUGGCGCGAGCCCCAGCACCGGCGGCGGCGGCGGCGGCGCGGCGCGGCGAAUGUCGAGACCAAGGCCAGAUAUGUCCGAGAGGCAAACGCGGUCCAGCGGGGCCGCCAAAGUCUCCGGGCCAACGGCAGCGUCUCCUACUAAGUCUCUGCGGAGAUCCCAGCGGAAAUCCGGCUCUGAUCCCCCCAACCUCCUCCCUGAAAUCCGUCCGAAGGCUCCCGACGCGACCUCGGUCAAAAAGCCCAUCGUUCUGAAGAAGAUCGUGGCCCAUGUGGUGGAGGUGCCGUCCGUCCACUCGCCUCGAAGGAGCCCCAGGCUUGCAUUUUUCUUGGAGAAAGAAAACAACCCUCCUAGCAAGGAGCUUACUAGGGAGGACCUCUUCAAGACAUGUAGUGUCCCCGUCACCCCCAACACCACUCCUGUGCUGUGCGACCCGGAUGUUGAGUCCGACUCCAGGGAAGGAGACCUGGACACCAGAGACUUGGAAAUGUCAAAGAAAGUCAGGAGAUCCUAUAGCCGGCUGGAGACGCUUCGCUGUGCCUCCACCUCCACCCCAGGCCGCCCAUCCUGCUUUGGCUUCGAGGGGUUGCUGGGGACAGAAGACCUGGCCGGAGUCUCACCCUUGGUGUGUGCAAAAUCAACGGAAGUCACCACGGCCCCUGUGAAUCCUUGGGCCCCAGACACGACUCUCCCUGGAAUCUCCCCACCAGUGAAAGAGAAAAGGAAGAAAAAGAAGGUGCCGGAGAUCUUGAAAUCGGAGCUGGAUGAGUGGGCUGCGGCCAUGAAUGCUGAGUUUGAAGCUGCUGAGCAGUUUGAUCUCCUGGUUGAAUGAGAUGAAACUGGGGUGCACCUAGCCAGGCUUUCUCCUCUUCUUCCUGUACAUAGCCCCUUCUUCCUGUGGAAAAGACACUUGGGGUCCCCUUCGCUGGCCUUGUCGCAUGUGCGUGUUCUGUUGCUGCAUACCAGGUCUGUCUUCUGAGUGUGUGUGCAGCGGUGGCCGCUGUUGCAGUCGUUGCAGCUGUAGGAAAUAGAGCUCGCCCGGCCGGGUGUCCUGGCUCUAGUCAGUGACCCACCACUGGCUCCUCCCUACCUCCCACAGUGCCCUGGCCAGUUUCCAGCUGGGCCACAGACUGGGGAGGAGGACUCACAGCCCAGCCAGAGUGGCGCACAGAGCUGGGGACUGGGCAAGGGCUUCUGCUCUCAUGGGGGAAUGUGGCUGCUCUGUGCCAGCCCCAGCAGGCGAGGGCGCAAAGGGCCGCAGCAGCCUCAGGCUUUCUCUCCUGAGUUGCCUCCUACUGGCGGCUUGGUUCUGUCUAUAAAAAGGCUUGAGUUUUCUCUUAGAUUCUGUAGAUGGUCCAGGGGAGAAGUUGUGGACUGGGGACAGUUCUGUCUGUGAGGAAGGUGGACACUCAGCCAGCAGAGGCUGGUCUUGAAGGAGAGUGGGGAACCUUGGUUGGUCCCAGGCCAUGGGUGUUUACUCCUCAGAAGCUGUAUUUUAUAGUUCUGUGUUCUGCUGUUAUGUUUGGUUAAACGCCAGGCUGAUGGAGGGCUGACUACCUGGGGCAAAGGGUACAUUUCGGGGUGUGACACCAGGUGCCGCAGGCUCCGGCCUCCACAGAACCUUGGGUGGCCCUCUUGUCACACAUACCUGUUUCUCACACACUAAAGAGCACGGUGUCUCCUCAGCUCUAGCACAAAAACCUGUAGGUCGAGCAGUCCUAGUCCCACUAGCAUUUUGCAGCCACACCUGGGAAGGCGUAGGAAGCUUUUCUCACGCCCCAGAGGGGCAGGGAUGGUAGCAGUUUAACGUCUAGCGUCCUUAGUGUUCUCUCACAUGAGGGCAGCGCCCGAGGCACGUGCUGGGAGUUGA